CGCGAACGCCGUCUUAUUUAUCUUGUAAACGCCCUUGUUGCAUACUGUAUCAUCCGAUGUCCCGACACCGCUUUGUACGCAAUAUCAAUGUCAACGAGGAGCUUCAAGAAGAUGUACUAUCGGAUGGUGGAGAAGACGACCUCUCUCCUGCAGAAUAUGAAACAAUGAUGGAUGGCCUUGAGGAAGUCAGGGUAGUCAUCGGCUCUCAAGAGCAUUCAGGAAUCACCGAUCGAGACAUUCAAGACACCUUGCAUUACUACCAAUAUGAUGUUCAGCAAAGUGUCAAUUGGCUCCUAGAGGAGCAGCAACGCAAACAAGUAGCGAAGGAACGUAAAGAGUUCACGAACAAGCCGCUGCCGCCUCCCCCUUCAGAGGAACAAGACGACAUGGGUCUAGAACCAGUUUACUCUGGACCGGGCCUCUCCGGUUCCGGAAGGUCAAACAUACCUCUGAUCAGAUUAGCCCAAAACCAGCCAGAGGAGAUUUACGAGUACUCGGAAUCCAGUUCCUCUAAUGGACCCAGGCGAAAGCUCAGCACCAUCACUGAGAAAACAGAGCAGUCCAGUGAUGCAGGGAGUAUGACACCUAAGGCCCUGGCACCUCCAGAAUUACCUCGAUCGUCAUAUGCCACUUCAUUCGCGAGUACCACAGAUUAUGGUCAGGUGCUAGAACGCGGAAUAAUGAGCCCCAAUAACGUGGGCCCGUCUCCGUCGCUCACAGCUUUACACCACCUUUCCUAUCAUGAGUCAGUUCCAUCCGUGACGCCAUCUGCGACUCGCACUCCCACCUCAAUCUCGCCUCCUGGCUCCUCGGGCGUGCAGCUGCCAUCCCUUGAUUCCAUUCCAGACAUUCCAUCACUGCUGACGAAGAAGUCAACGGUACGCGUCGCCAGUGAGGCAAAGUCCACAAAGUCGAAGCUUUCUGCACUCGCUAGCUCUAGGUCUAGCGCUAGAUCUGCUCUUAGUAGUCGCUCAAGUGUCAGCAGUCUCAGUUCGGGGUCUUAUACUUCGGACGAGGGAUCCACACUCACCUACCCUGCUCUGCGACCUGCCGCGACUUCCAUGUUGUCACUUGAAUCAUCCCACUUGUCGUCAAUCGCCGGGCGGGCCGUCGAGACAGCAAUGGAACUCGAAGCUAUGGACCGUGCAGCGGCAAUGGCGCAGCGAGAGACCGAACAGUUGUCAGAACACUCUGUUCCCGGCUCUCCACCACAAUCCUCAUUCCGUUCCCAUGCAUCUCGUACACCUAUUUCUCGUGAGCCCUCAUUUUCGCCUGAGACGCCUAGGUCUCCACAGUCAUCACGUAGCGCGACUCCGCGAGGUGUAACCCUCAUCCAGUCGAUACCGCCGACACCGGAGCUUCCGUAUGCGUCUCCUCAUCCGCCCCCCGACGUGUCGCCUGAGCAUACCGUUCCGAGUAUAGCUCAAGCUCCAUCUCCAGCUGGUAUGCAUGGCCGCCAGCCCUCGAAGCUUGCCAUGCUGGCACAAGCCAAGGUUCAGCAAGCGCAGGCAAAGACACAACAAUCCCCAUGGAUGCCAAAGCCGAAGAAGCAGACCGAGAAGCCGGCACAGCCAAGCAUAAUUUUGCAUAAAACCCGCACCCAAUAUCUUGACCCGAUCGCGAAUGGACCCACCGCUACUACGGCCAUCACUACAUCGUACCAGAGUCUCAGUAGUCUCCUGACGCCCGUGCAAUCUGCAUUGCCACCAUCGCGCAAGCUGGACCUUUCUGUGUCGCAGUCUGAGCGAUCCGGAUCGGAGCCGCGACAGUCGAAGUUGGCGAUGAAGAGCAGGAAUGCUCACAAGAAGUCUGCAGUCGAGGCUUUACCUGAGGAAACUCAGCCGGAGCCCGAAAAUCCGCUGUUCUCGCCAAAGGCUACCCGUUCUCGUGCGUCACCGUCGGCCUUCGCUUCCCUUCUCGUGGAUGACGCUUCUCUCAUGAUUUUCGAAGACAAGUCACUGACGUCCGGUUCGAGGAAAACCGAAAGCCGCGACGGAAUGCGUUCACCAAGAUAUCGAACGACGGACGUAUCCCCUACUAGCUUUCAUGGCGAGCGUAGUCGCGGACCUUCACGGAAACGGGAAACCAUGCUACCUGCAGUGACAGAGUUGGCUCCACUCAGCAGCUUUGGCUUCGAUGUCCCCAGUCCGGACGAUAUUGUCUUCAACGCACGGCGCGGAACCUCUUUGGCAUCACGCUCGGCUUCCGCUUCUUCUCGUUUGGCUCGUUCUUCACCUCCCGUUUCUUCACCUAGUCGUCCUGUUGCUGUUGAUUCCGCCGUGUAAUUCACAUGUACUGACCGUGUGCUAACUAUUUUUAUAUAUCUGUAUUAAUAGCUGCC
Postia placenta MAD-698-R-SB12 is the source of this 2341-nucleotide messenger RNA. RefSeq lists its product as hypothetical. Lineage: Eukaryota; Fungi; Basidiomycota; Agaricomycetes; Polyporales; Adustoporiaceae. The coding region runs from base 57 to 2285 and encodes 742 amino acids. The transcript has 6 exons. The record is from RefSeq and is a predicted model, not a curated record.